AUGGUGGUGGAGAAGAAGAAGCAUGUGUUUGUGAAAGUCGGCCAGCUGAAGUUGGGGACCCAAAACAACAUCCUGAUCGUCAAGGUUUUGUCGUCCAACACCAUCCUGCAGAAGGGCCGGGCAGCGUCUCAGCGCCUCCGCAAUACUCGCAUCGCCGAGUGCCUCGUCGGCGACGGCGACAACCCAAAAUCGGCCACCGGGAUCUGA
This is a messenger RNA of Linum tenue, 207 nucleotides long. The record is from the annotation of a GenBank genome assembly. NCBI's taxonomy places the organism in Eukaryota, Viridiplantae, Streptophyta, Magnoliopsida, Malpighiales, Linaceae.